CCUCCUAUCAUCGUCAAUAGAAAUUCCCGAUUGUUAUUUCUAUUAAAAUUAUUUUUCUAAUUGAUAAUACACGAAAAUUCAUCACUAUACUGCACAGUUUGACUGCACUGACAAUCAGAUUCGACACUAAAAUAUUCGACACUUGUGACUGCUUUCACAGAUCAGAUAUAUUUCGUGUCUAACAAGAAAAAAAAAAAAAAGAAAAAACACUGACACCUAAAAAUGACCGUAAUCAUUUUCACCAGAUCGAAGAAAAUCUCCUUAAAAAUCUCCUCGUCUUUGAUCGGUACAAAUCCAAAAAUGAAGAUUAUAGACCACGAUAGAGGUAUUCGUAGAAGACCUAAGUUUCUAGCAUGACAAGUAUCAUUAAAUCCUGACGAAAGAUAACAAAAGAUGACAAUAGAUCAAAGCUAAAACUGACAACUAACAAUGACAGCUACUUAUUAUGAUAAUCAUUCGUCACAAGUCAACGUCAAAAAAGACACCUAUCGUUUUAGAUUCGAGUAUAGUUGAAUAAGUAAUCCUAACACGCACAUGUUCAUACAUACACACCAUGCAGGAGGAUCAUGUAGAACAAGACAUAUCGAUAAUAUUGACCAUCUUUUUCAUGAAAUUUGCCGGUUUUUGGUUAGCCGCCAAUCCAUCGGAACAAUUUUUAAGACGAAUUGCAUUGUAUUACACUGCUGGUGCUGUAUCUUUCGCAGUUUACGUCGAAGUAACAGAUUUUUAUUAUUCCCGAGACGAUUUCUCUGAGACGAUUUAUAUCAUGUGCAAUACUAUGACCCUCGUAAUGGUUUUAUGUAAAAUGUUUAUAUUAUCAGUUCAUCGUAGAAAAUUUUUAUAUCUCAUCAAAUACAUGCAAGAUUAUUUUUGGAAUUCUCAUUACGAGCCCUAUGAAAAUACGAUCAUUAAGGAUUGUAGAAAACAGUGUACGUACUUUGUUUGUUCGUUCACUUUCUUCGCUCAGGGUACCGUUUUUACUUACGUUGUAACACCAAUUGUUGAAAACAUUGGUAAAAACGAAUCUGAUAGGAUACUUCCAUUUACAAUGUGGGUUGAUCUACCUUUUUCUAUGACACCGUAUUUUGAAGCAACUUUCGUAAUACAGGUAUUAUCCCUCUAUACCGUUGGCAUUUGUUAUUUCUGCUUUGACAAUUUAUUAUGUAUCAUGAACCUUCACACAGCAGCCCAAUUUCGUAUUUUGCAACAUCGUUUAAUGAAAAUUGAUCAUGAGAAAAAAAUAGAUAACAACGACAAUUGUGAUUCUUAUUCGAUUAAUCGAUUACAAUUUGUUUAUCAUAAACUUAAGAAAUGUAUUGAACAACAUCAAAUGCUUAUCAAUUAUUGCGACGAUUUAAAUCACGUAUUUACAUUUAUUAUACUUGGUCAGGUAUUGCUCUUCAGUAUAUUGAUAUGUCUUGUGGGCUAUGAAAUACUUAUAGUGAAUACAGCUCCAACUAGACGCGCCAGUUUUAUAUUUUAUAUGACAGGUACACUGAUACAAUUGAUGAUGUUCACAUUUAGUUGUAAUAUAUUGACAGAAGAAAGUAGGGACGUUGCUGAAGCAGCAUAUUCAUCAUCAUGGAUGUCUAUGCCCUUAAAUAAAAUUGGUAAAGUCUUGAGGAAUGAUAUUUUACUGAUUAUUAUGAGAUCACGUAAACCUUGCAGCCUAUCUGCCGGUGGAUUCUUCAAUGUAUCUUUGGAAACUUAUACAGCAGUAAUGAGUACCGCAAUGUCGUACUUUACUUUACUCAGACAACGCAGUUUGGAAGUAGUUGGUGUUUGAUUGAUCUACGUUAUACAAAAAUUAGCUCUCUUUAUAAAUGAUCUUUUAAAUAAAUCUUAUUUGAAAGUUUAAUUACUAUUCUCUUAUAUAUUGUCUACGUAAAUUCUUAAUUAAUUGUAUUAUGAACAGAAAUGAAAUCUGUAUUGAAUUUGAUUUCAUGUAUUACCGAUGAUGAUGUUGUUACUACAGUCGUAACUUUACAUUCUCGAUAGAAUGUUGUUUUUUCUUUUUAUUUGUUUAAAAUAAUGCAAAAAACACUCUUAUCGUACUAUAUAGUACUAAUAUUUAUUAUUAGACGGAAAAAAAUAAAAAAA
Messenger RNA from Polistes dominula (European paper wasp), 2100 nucleotides. RefSeq names its product odorant receptor 13a. Gene Ontology annotation, biological process: detection of chemical stimulus involved in sensory perception of smell; sensory perception of smell. Gene Ontology annotation, molecular function: olfactory receptor activity; odorant binding. The record is from RefSeq and is a predicted model, not a curated record. Gene Ontology annotation, cellular component: plasma membrane. Lineage: Eukaryota; Metazoa; Arthropoda; Insecta; Hymenoptera; Vespidae.